Messenger RNA from Oryzias latipes (Japanese medaka), 4725 nucleotides. NCBI's taxonomy places the organism in Eukaryota, Metazoa, Chordata, Actinopteri, Beloniformes, Adrianichthyidae. The record is from RefSeq and is a predicted model, not a curated record.
UAUCUAUUGAAAUACAGUUCUAUUGAUUGAAAAAGAUCUUUCAUUCAUUCUUUAUAAAGAAAUGGCUAUAAACUGCUGAUGUUUGUCGUGCCUGUAGAGGAAGAGCUCCUUCCACCUCUUUGUCUCAGAGUUGUGGUGUAAUGAGGUUCAACUCUCAUAUUGCACCUACCUGGGUGUUUGAAAUGGGGUGUAAAAUGACUCAUAAUGUCAAUAUGAUUUUUGUUCUUACAUGAUCUCUUAACUUUUUGUUGACUAAAGUGGGUUUUAUUUGCAUGCGCGUUUCCUUUCUCUUAACCCAAUUGAAUCGGCGUGCUUGGUCUCCAACCUGUCGCUCAUUUCGCCUGCAUUACCUGCGGUCCCGUCUUAACCGCAGACAUCCAUCCGUCCACCUGUUGACCCCCCACGCUGAGGAGGACGAGGGAAACGGGUGUUUAUUCGGAAAUUGUUCGGAAAAUGGGCCGUUGAGUUUUGGAAAGAGGGAAGCGUAGGCGACCCGCGGGGGGAGGGGUAUCUCUGUUCGUCACCCUCUUUUGAUACAACAGGAAGGAGAGUGAGUGGCAGAAUGUGCGAGUGAGGUAGACAUCCCCAAGGAUGAACGCUUAACCCCGACUUCUGACAAAAAGAUUUGGCCUUUAACUGUAGCGCUUGAAGGUAGAAGGAAACGGAGAGAAAAGAGGUGGUUGUGUUUGGCGAAGAGAGGGGAAGGGAAGGAGAACUCUUUUGCAAAGAGCAAAAAAUGGAUGCCAUGAGACAGCGUUGUCUCCAGCUGACUGUACCCAUGCCCAUUAAAACGGGGAAGGUAGCAAUGUCUCCAGGAGAGGACGGUCUGAUUGGGAUUCCCUUCCCGGAGCACAGCAAUGAGCUCUUGUCCCACCUCAAUGACCAGAGGAGGACAGGAAUUCUGUGUGAUCUCACCCUUACCUCUCGCGGGGCUCGGUACCCAACUCACCGCUCCGUCAUGGCUGCUGUCAGUUUGUACUUUCGCGGCCUGUUUGGAGCAGAGGAAGCGGGCGGUGAGGUAGGAGGAGGUUUCAGUGUUUGCCAGCUGGACUGCGUGGCACCCGACGCCCUGGACGCCCUCUUGGAGUUUGCCUACACAGCUACUCUGACAAUCCCCAGCUCUGGGAUGAGGGAUGUGCUCCGAGGUGCUCAGCUUUUGGGCAUCCAGUGUGUAGCUGACGCUUGCAGAGACAUCCUCGGGGAGACAGCAGAGGCAGAGGGAGAGAAAACGGAGGAGCAGCGGAUCCCGGACCAAGUUACUGGGACAAUUAUGAAGGAAGAGAUUAGCAUUAAAAAAGUAUCUAGGAGAAAAACUGACAAAAGGAUGGUUAAGAAAAUUGGGUCCAACCAUAUCAACUCAUCACCUAUAAGGUCACUGGCUGCCUCUCCCGCCUCCCACCCAUCACCCGUAUCUGACAACUUCCGCUCCCUGCCCUCUACCCAGCCUCCCAGUCCCGAACAAGAGGAACUUCACUGCAAACCGAGGCAGAACGGCAAUCCCAGGGUAUUUGGGGGACUAGGGAGGAGAGCCACGGCCAAUGGAAGUGUCCGCCAUUGGCAUCAGGAGCGUCCCCCUAUAGCACAUGCAGCGCCUGUCCAGUCUCUGAGCGAUAAGCUUUCUGAAGACGACGAGAUGGGAAGUUUAGGGGAUGAUGUCUUGCGAAUGGAAACCAGUUCUAUGACGACCUCUUUAGCGGAUCCAGGUGCCGCCUCUUCACCUGCAGGCAUGGGGAGGAAAAGAAAGUCUCAGACCCCUCAGCAGUGUCCAGUCUGCCAGAAAAUCAUCCAUGGGGCAGGAAAACUGCCCCGGCACAUGAGGACACACACUGGAGAGAAACCCUUCCAGUGCACCACCUGUGGUGUUCGUUUCACUCGCAAUGAUAAGUUAAAGAUCCACAUGAGGAAGCACACGGGUGAACGCCCAUACCCGUGUCCGCACUGCCCUGCACGCUUCCUUCAUUCAUACGACCUGAAGAACCACCUGUCCUUGCACAGUGGGGCACGGCCCUUUGAGUGUCCACUGUGCCAUAAGGCUUUUGCCCGAGAAGACCACCUCCAGCGUCAUCGUAAAGGCCAAAGCUGCCUGGAGCUGCGCACACGCCGGCCCAGGCGUGGGCCAGAGCAGGAUGAAGAUGGAAGAGGGGAUGACGGCAGGAGGGAGCAGUCCAGCCCUCUGUCUUUACAGGCCCCCUCCUCUGUUUUCCAUCCCCAUGCUGUUCUUGAAGGCCUAGGUGGUCUUGCUGGUGGUCCUCCAUUGACAUUUGCAAAUGAAAGGGAGCGUUCUUUAGCCUUUCAGGCUUUGGCCCAAUUUGGACAUCAAAGCAUAGCCAGGUAUCCUGAGCUUUUUUUGCGAGGGCUGGAAAUGCAUGAAAGCAGAGAGAUGGAGGGAGACGAUCCAGAAAGGACACUCAUGCCGGCUCUACAGCGUGACAGAUGGGCAGAUGAAGGGGAUGAGGAAAACGGAGAGGAGGAACCAGAAGAAGGGGACUAGUUUUAAAGAAACUGUACAAGAUUAAAAAAAAAAAAGAUUAAAUACAUAAAUUAACUCAGGUGGCUGGAUUAAGGACCUGCUGCUGCUGCAAUGCAGAGAGCACUUAAGAAAAAAACAUAUAUGCAUUUUAAAAAAAGGAAAACGGGUUUUCUGAUCUUUAUUUCAUGUCUGUGUUCUGGUUGUUGGCAAUUUGUGUUGUAUACCUUUAUUAUUCAGUUUUUUGUUUGAAGUUUAAUGUCAGUCAUCUUAGCCUGAUCUGUCUAAAAUGAUUCAAAAACCUGACAGUCAUGCUGGUGUGUUGGAUGUUAAAUUCGGAGGUGCGAUCGCCAGGAUACUUCAUACUAUGCAAACUAAAGUAUAGGUCUGCUGAGGGAACAAACUUUAUAUAAGAACAUAUAUAAAAACAAUUUCAAGCCUAGUUGGAUUGCAAAAGUAAGGUUGACCUCUGGUGGUUGUUAAUGGAAACGCAUAGUCAUAAAUCAAACUUGUUUGCAAAAAUUUGUCUUUGAGAUGGAAACAUAUUUGCUUAAAAUUUGGUGCUUUAACCAAAGAUCUGCAUUUUUAAAUAUCAUUUUGACAGAAGAGAUGUGAAUUGUAGCCAAUGUUGGGUAUGAACAGUAGAUUCCUCCCAACUAUGUUGACAGCCAUGAAAAAUACUUCCUUGUCUGAGGGUCUUAGAUCCGCAGUAGCCUCUGUUGAAUGCCUGACCAAAAGAGACAAAGUCUGGGUCUAUUGAUUGAUGUAAUCUAUUUUAAAAAUAUAUAUUUUUCAGUACAUUUUGACGCAAGUCUUGCGCACUCAUUUGGGUUCUUUGUUUAAAAAACAAAAAGGCAAGAGAAGGGCAAGCUGAGAGGAUUUAUUCCUACUGUACUUCCUCCUCUGUAUUUAUUUAUUUAUUGAUAUUUAUUAUGGCUCUUCUGCUUUUGUGAGACCAAGUCAAGGAUCGAAGAUAGUUAUCUAUCCACUCCUCAUUCCAAACUUUAAAAAAGGAGCUUUUUGCUGAACUUUUCUAUGCCUAAAUGCCUUUACAUAGUUUUGAAUUCUCAUCUUUCACUAUUCUUCCACAAAUGUUUUUCUUUGCACAAUUACGCCACAGAGCUCUUAAGCAACAUGGGCACAUUUUGUACUUGGGGGGGGGGUAGCAGAAGGAGAACACUGCAACGAACGGGGUGGGUCAAAAGCUGCAAUGCCACUGGAACGCCCAAGCUACUUUUAAGCCUGCUUUUGAUUUUCUGCUUUAUCACACCUCAAAAGAAGGCCGCUCUUACAGAUCAGCCACUACUGUGACUAAAGGGGCCAUUAUCUUAUGGGUUGAUCUGUCUCUGAAGAGAGGAACAACUGUUUUUUUUUUUGGUGUUUUUCAUGGUGUAGCAGGGAAAACGCAACUACAAACAUCUCUAAAUAACUGCAAUAAAAUUUGAAUUUCCAUUCUUUUUAAUGUAGCAAAAGUGCUGGUCUGGCCUUGAGAGCUUUGUUCUCUUUUUUUUCUAUUAAGUUUUUCUUUAUUUCCUUUAUUUGCACUGUAAGACUUGAGAGCUUUAAGCUUAACCUGACAUUGAACCAUCAUGUCAGGGUAUUUCUUGACUAUUCUGAUUUGUGAUUUCAAAUAGUUCAACCAACAUAUACUUUUAUUUUAUGCGUAUAAAUACAGAGUUAUAGUCAAACAUGACAUAAUAUAUAUUGGGUUUGAAGUUGCCUUAGUUCUUUAUUGCGCAGUAUAUCUUCUCAGGAACUCUUGAGCAAUGCACUAAGUGAUUCUACGUACAACAUAAAAUGGUAAAAGUGGUGCUUCACAGUGACUGACACUCUUCUUGCAAAUGUAAAAGCAGUAAAAAUAUAAGAUUUCUUAGAUUUUUCUGCUGUCAAAAAAACAACUUUGUUCCAUGAAAUGAAAGCGAGCUUUUGGUUUUUGCUGAAACCUGUCUAACUGGAAAGACUGUGUGACAGUUGGUCCUGUGCAUGAAGGGUGUUGCUGCUUCCAAUCAGAGCUUUGCGAAUGAAUGACAGUUAACCGCCAGCUGUGAAAUGUGUGUUACAAUGUGAGCUGCUUGUUUUCUUGGCUUCGGUGAAGGGACGAAGGGGGCCUGUAAGAGGAGACCCCCACUUAUCAGGGAUAACAUCGUUUGUCUUUCCAUUUGUAGAGGACCUCUUUUUUUCUUAGAAAUAUGGAUUCAUUUUCCCAGUUUGUUUCAGUUGAUGUAAUGAAAAAUAAAGAAAUCUAAUCCUGUAUUUUA